Molecule: messenger RNA, 483 nt
Organism: Coniosporium apollinis CBS 100218
Lineage: Eukaryota; Fungi; Ascomycota; Dothideomycetes
Product: 60S ribosomal protein L21-A
Exons: 5
Coding region: 1-483 (160 amino acids)
Biological process (GO): translation
Cellular component (GO): cytosolic large ribosomal subunit; ribosome
Molecular function (GO): structural constituent of ribosome
Source: RefSeq, a predicted model, not a curated record
AUGGGUCACAGCGCUGGUCUGCGAGCGGGCACCCGCUAUGCCUUCAACCGCGGGUUCAAGAAUCAUGGCAUGAUCAAGCUCUCCACGUACAUGAGAGUGUACAAGGUCGGCGACAUCGUUGACGUGGUUGCGAACGGCGCAGUGCAAAAAGGCAUGCCAUACAAGGUGUACCACGGCAAGACCGGCGUCGUCUACAACGUCACCAAGUCGGCCGUCGGCGUCAUCCUCUACAAGCGCGUCGGCAACCGCUACAUCGAGAAGCGGGUGAACGUGCGCGUCGAGCACGUCAAGCACAGCCGCAGCCGCGACGAGUUCAUCGCGCGGGUCAAAUCCAACGCGGAGAAGAAGAAGAAGGCCAAGGCCGAGGGCGUGCACAUGCAUCUGAAGCGACAACCGGCCAUGCCCAGAGGCCCGAGGACCGUAUCAACCAAGGAUAAUAUGCCUGAGAGCAUCACGCCGGUGCCGUAUGAGACGACGAUUUAG